UAAACCUAAACAUCAUUAACGUGACUUAAACCAGUGACGUAUUACGGUUUUAAUAAGUGAGGAAAAAAAUCAAGUUAAACCAAAUAUUGAAAUAUAUCUUGACACUGAAAUAAACUGGUGAAAAAUAUCGACCACCUUCAAGAAGACGUCGUUCUCAACUACUGUAGAAGGUACUGAAGAAGUCACCUGUGUUGAUUGUGCCACAAAACCAUCAUCACAAUGGGGAGCACUGAAGAGAUCACAAAGCUUCGCUCAGUGAAGAAAAAGCUUGAUUCUAAUUCUGAUGAAUCAGAUUCCAAACCCAAUUCCAAAAAUGUCUCUGGGGCAACUAGUCCUGACCCAUUGGAACAUGGUAUUGAUGAUGAUCUAAAGCCCCUGGCUGAAGGUGAAGCAAAAUCAAAUCAAAGUGAUACAGACAGUGAGACAGAGGGGGCCUGUAAACCCAGAGAUAAAUCCCCGACAGGAGGAAUAGAUGUUCAAGGUGCUCGAGCCAGGGUUAACAGUGAGAGUUCAUCAGAAAAUGGGAAUUCUUCGAGCUCUGAACACAGCAAAAGGCAGCGGACUGUAAGUGGUUCCUCUCCAGUCCACAACUUCAUCUUCCCUGGGGUUGCUGCGUCCCCGCCCAAAUUUAUGUCACUAGAAGAAGUGAUGAAAGCAGCCAAGGGUGUCAGUAAUAUGGUGUUGGCUCAUGAGAUAGCAGUUGAUAAGAACUUCAAGUUGGAGAAGUUUGACCCUCCUGACAACAGUGUUGAGAAACAGGUGAGGGAUAUAAUGCACAAAGCCUUCUGGGACCAACUGGCUGAUCAGCUGAGUCAAGACCCACAAUGCUAUGACCAAGCAUUAGUUUUGCUGCAAGAGGUACGAGAGAACUUGUUGGACAUCACUCUUCCCCAUCACACACGCUUACGGCAGGAAAUUACAGACACCUUGGAUGUGGAACUGAUCAAACAACAGACAGAGCAUGGGAUCCUAGAUUUUGGCCAGUACUCCCAAUAUGUGCUGUCUAUUAUGGCUCGGCUCUGUGCUCCCAUUAGAGAUGAAACCAUUCGAAAUAUGAUGAAAGAGAGAGAUGUAGUGGGAGUGUUCCGAGGGGUGAUGGAGACCCUAGACCUGAUGCGACUUGAUAUGGCUAACUUCACUAUACAACAGAUUAGGCCUCAUAUUAUUGCUCAGAGUGUAACCUAUGAGAAGAAAAAGUUUGCAGAGUUUCUGAAGACACAGAAUGAUGGUUUAGAAUUAACAAGAGAGUGGCUGAUUAACCACAUCAAACCUGAAGACCUGAGUGUAUCUGAUGAUAAUGCCAUGAGAGGGGUAGUGAAUUCAGUUAUUACCCGCUCAUACUUGGAACUCCUCUCUUGGCCUGAUGACAAACUAAUGCCAGAGACUGUUGUGCUGGAUGGAAGCAGAAUACUAGAGUUACGAGAUUGUCUGAGUCAAGUGUGUAUCCUUGGCUCCAUGAUACUCGUUACUCUAUCAUCUGUGGGUCCCAUGAUCACCCAGCCUGAUGCCUUCAAACCCAAGCUCAAGCGUAAUCUGUGUAUUAUCCUCGACCCAGCAGUAACUGACAAGGAGACGAUGGCACUGAUGGAAAACUUAGCUGAACAGAUAGUUAAGGAAGUGGAUGAUCACUUUACAGAGAAUGAGAAGCCUCCAUUGCCAGCAUCUGCUAAGACUGCUCUGAAAUCUCAAGUUUUGGAGAUCAAGAACCCAGAUCAUCGCAUCAGAACACUGAUUAUGAAACGAUCAAUGGAAUUCAUUGGAAUUCUUAUGAGCUCAACUACUGCUAGACCUGUGCAGAUUCCUCCAGGUCUCUCAACCCUACAAGAAGAGCUGGCUCACAUUUGUGGGACAUUGUUACGACUUGUCACACACAACAGAUCUGUCUUUGGCGAGUAUUAUGCAGAUAUCGUAAGUAAUCAUAUUAAGGAACAAAGGGAAAACGCUGAAAGUGAAAAGAAAAUAGAAUUUGAACAGGCAGAAAGUAGUACUGUGGUUGCCACUGAAUCUGAUAAGUGAAACCCAAAAUGAAAAGUAAUUUAUUAUUAACAAAUACCUGUGAAGGCCUAUUACUGGAGAAGCACAUUAAUAAUAUUAUUACUCAAAUGAUAACUUUCAAUGAAAAGUUGGUUUGGUUUAGUGUAAGGGUGUAAAUAUAUGAUUUAAAAAGUGAGAUUUGAAUGCCAGGAGAGAACUGAGGAUUAAAGGUGAAAUAGAAUCAGGCUGCGGGUAAAAAUCAGGCACCUUGACCUAAAAUGAUGCGUGUGUGUGUGUAUAUAUAUAUAUAUGCAAGUAAAUCACUGUAGGUGCGCGUGAUCUAGGUAUAUGCUGAUAACCACAAGGAAAGAAGAAAACACGAAGUUCC
Messenger RNA from Homarus americanus (American lobster), 2362 nucleotides. Its product is annotated as T-complex protein 11-like protein 1. The transcript has 9 exons. Gene Ontology annotation, biological process: signal transduction. The record is from RefSeq and is a predicted model, not a curated record. The coding region runs from base 220 to 2016 and encodes 598 amino acids. NCBI's taxonomy places the organism in Eukaryota, Metazoa, Arthropoda, Malacostraca, Decapoda, Nephropidae.